Messenger RNA from Dreissena polymorpha, 1038 nucleotides. RefSeq lists its product as uncharacterized. The coding region runs from base 1 to 1038 and encodes 345 amino acids. NCBI's taxonomy places the organism in Eukaryota, Metazoa, Mollusca, Bivalvia, Myida, Dreissenidae. The record is from RefSeq and is a predicted model, not a curated record. The transcript is spliced from 2 exons.
AUGGCUGCCAAGGGGCGGGGAGCCCCACACCCACCAGGCUGGUGGUUCCGCUACGUUGAUGACACCCACACAAAACAGAAGGUUGAACAUGUCGAGGAGUUCAUAGAGCACAUCAACUCCAUUGACCCCGACAUUAAGUUCACGAUGGAAAAAGAAGACAACGGGUCACUAGCUUUCCUUGACACCAAUACUAUCAGAAAACCGGACGGCAGCUUAAAAAUCAAUAUCUACAGAAAACCGACACAUACAGACCAAUAUCUAGAUUUAAACUCCCACCAUCCGAAUGAACACAAACUGUCAGUAGUAAGAACUCUUUUUGGCAGAGCUAAAUCAAUAAUAAUAGAAGAACAGGAUUUGAAUAAUGAAAUGCAGUAUGUCAGCCAGGCUUUGAAGAAGUGCCACUAUCCGGAAUGGGCACUGAAGAAAGGAAGGGAACAGACCAGCAAACCCAAGUCCGGUACGGAGAGCAAAAGAGUACCAGGGAAAGCCAAGUCUAAGGGCAACAUUGUCCUUCCAUAUGUUCAAUGUACCUCUGAACAGUUGAAGCGGGCCUUCCUGAAACAUAACAUCAGCGUAUCCUUUAAGCCACAUAAAACUCUUAGACAAUUACUAGUUCACUCUAAGGACAAACCAGACAAGGAAGACAUAUGCAGACUUAUCUACCAUAUCAAAUGUGAUGGCCAUCCAAAGGACCAGUGUUCAAUGGACUAUAUUGGUGCAACCGAAAGAAAUUUAAUAGCACGAUUCAUGGAACACAGGAGAUCGAGUUCAACAUCAUCUGAGGUCUCAAGACAUAUACAUGAUUGUAAACCGGGCCACGCGAUCACAAUGGAGAAUGUUAUGAUUCUGGACCAUGAGCCAUCUUGGUUUGAGAGAGGGGUCAAGGAUGCUAUUUAUAUCCGUGCACUAAGACCGGAUCUAAACAAGGACGGGGGUCGCUACCAACUCUCGCACACCUGGGACCAUACAGAUGAUCUUGAGGACCCUCCCUCAUUGCCAGUGGGUAUCAAAGUGGGACCUUCUGAUAAAAGUAGCUAG